Eriocheir sinensis (Chinese mitten crab) is the source of this 1858-nucleotide messenger RNA. RefSeq names its product innexin inx2-like. The transcript is spliced from 7 exons. The record is from RefSeq and is a predicted model, not a curated record. Gene Ontology annotation, molecular function: gap junction channel activity. Lineage: Eukaryota; Metazoa; Arthropoda; Malacostraca; Decapoda; Varunidae. The coding region runs from base 271 to 1353 and encodes 360 amino acids. Gene Ontology annotation, biological process: phototransduction. Gene Ontology annotation, cellular component: gap junction; plasma membrane.
CACUUCCCGGCCGUUAGCAGCGUUGCGUCGGCUUGUGGCCCACCGUCGUAACGCUCUUUAUCAGAUAAGAGCCGCCCCUAUCGCCUCAGACGUGCCUUUAGUGUGGUGCGGCUCCGAGAACGGCUACCACGGACACGACUCAACCGCACAAACGAUCGAGGUGUUAACAGCCUCACCACACGGCCUUUCCUUCCCCCCAGCGCGUCGGGUCUCGGUGAGGGUCUCCGCCACUGACUGACUGACUACUGAGGCCACACACGCUCCGCCAUCAUGUUUGACGUCUUCGAUAACCUCAAGAAGCACAUCUCCACGUCAGGGGCAACCCGGGCAAGCGUCUACUCCCUGCUCCUCUUCACCUCCAAAAUAUGCAUGUUCAUCACCCUGCUGGCGUGUGUGCUGGUCACCGCCAAGACCUACAUAGGCGACAACAUCAACUGCAUCACCGGGUUUGAGAAGCAAGAGCACAAGGCCAUCGAGACAUACUGCUUCAUUGCCUCCACCUUCACCAUGGUCGACCUCAACCCAGGGGUCUCGCCCCAUCCUGGUGUGGGCCCCAUCAUUCGGCCACUGCCACACGGGGGGAGCGAGGAGGGGGAGCGGAUAGUCCACGCCUAUUACCAGUGGGUGCCGAUGGUGCUGUCACUGCAGGCCGUCAUCUACUACUUCCCCAUCUGGCUCUGGCACACAUUUGACAGAGGUUUCUUUGAGGCCAUCAUCUGCCACCUUGACAAAGUUCACAUCACCGACGAUGUCUCUAGAAAUAUUGUGAGCUCAGUGAAGUUUUUUGGGUCCAGCCUCAGCACCCACAGAGGCUACGCUGUCAGGUUCCUCCUCUGCGAGUGUUUGGCCUUUGUCAUCUCUAUUGGCAACCUGUUCUUCACCAACACCUUCCUGGGCGGGGAGUUCUUUAAAUUUGGUCCUUCUGCCCUCAAGUACCUCGGCACCAACUCCACCGACCCCAACAACCCACUCAACGAGAUCUUCCCAAAGGUUGCUAAAUGCACGUGGCACAAGUUUGGAGCUUCCGGCACCAUCCAGACCUUUGACUCCAUGUGCGUCCUGCCGCUCAACAUUGUCAACGAGAAGACCUACAUCUUCCUCUGGGUCGUGUACAUCUUCACAGCCAUCAUCUGCGGGGUCCUCCUCCUCCUCCACCUCAUCCUCUUCUUCUUCCCUGCCGUCCGCAAUGCCUACCUGGUGUACCUCGUGAGGAAGCAGGAGACCAAGCUCCAUCUGCAGCACAUCCUCCCAAAGUGCAACUACGGCGACUGGUUCCUGCUGUUCCACUUCCGGCGCAACAUGGUGUACUUCCGGGAGUGGAUCGCCCAGGCCCGAGAGGAGAUACAGAAGUAGCUGCCAUCUCUUCCUUGUGUGGCUCAGGCACUCAUACCUAUCGUAAAAUUGUUUUAGAUUGUGUUUUAAGUACUGUACUAAGCAUUAUGUAGUAUUAGGCAAAAAAGACCAUGUAUCUGAAACUGUAUUGACUAAGUUAUAUGAAUAACAUGAAUAUUGUUAGUAUUGGUAUGUGAUAUUAAAGGGAUUGGCAAAGGAGUGAGAGUGAUGAAAGAAGAGUUAAGAAGAACAGGACCAUGAGGAGGACUUGAGGGCUGGAGCUUCAGGAACACCACUGGAGGGAAACAGUGUGCUUAUUGUUUCAACUCAAAAUUUAUUUUCAUUUUAUUUUAUUUGUGCAAUUAAUGUAAGUCUUGCUUAUGAUCAUGAAGAUACUAUUCCAACCCACGUCAUGGUAAUGCAAGUUGACUGGUUGAGUAGUUUUGUAUUUGUUAUUGAAAAUAUAUGAUUGCUUUGUAACGCGAAAGAAUGAUCAAUUACAAAUAAUAAUUUCUCAUAUAUUUUA